CGUGAGAAGUGGAACUAUUAUUUGCGAGCCAACAGCAGUCGAUACGCCACGACUAUCCAUUGAACACUUACUGCUUUUUAAAGAUGCUCUCAUGCAGUUUAUUGUAUAACUUGUCAGAGGUUGUUUUUAAAGCAUUUAAACUGCAUUUAUUGCCGUUCCCUUGCGUUUAAAAACUCCUAAAUAAAGGGAAACAAGCAAGCGCAUGUGCGCACGUGGACACCGGAAAGAUGCACCUUGCGUUUGUACUGACGCUGAAUUUCUGGGUUGUUUUUGCAUGUCAGUUGCCCACCGAGUGGCGACCCCUCAGCGAGGGCUGUCGGGCUGAACUCGCCGAGAUCAUCGUGUACGCCAAGGUGCUGGCCAUCCAUGUGGAGCCGUACGCGUCAAGCCUGUACAACUACCUGCCGUAUCAACAGCACGAGCGCGCGGAGGACGCGCUGCUGUACUCGGCGGAGGUGGAGUUGCUAUGCGACCAGGCGUGGGGCAGCAUGCUGGAGGUGCCCGCGGGCUCGCGCCUCAACCUCACGGGACUCGGGUACUUCAGCUGUCAGUCACACACGGUGAUUGAGAACAACUCCUACAUCUUUUUCCUCAGGAUGGAUGAAAACUACAACAUGCUUCCUCAUGGAGUUAACUUCCAGGAUGCCAUAUUCCCUGAUACACUGGAGAACAGACAAAUGUUUUCCAGCCUCUUUCAGUUCUCAAACUGCUCUGGCGGACAGAUGAUGCACAACUUUAAUAGUGAUUGGGAGAGCCAAGAAGACAGCAGGUUGUUGUGCGCCUCUGUGCAGAAGGUGUUGUUUGAGGAGGAGGAGAGGGUUGGGCAGCUCCAGGAGCGUGUGGCCGAGCUGGAGAGGAAGAAUAAGCAGCUAAAAGAGCGAGUGGGGAAACUGAGGCAUUCCCUACGGAAAACCCGUAAAGCUUCUCGCCAUGCGGAGAGGGAACGACAAGAUCUGCAAGAGUGCCUUACUACCGCAGAAAGACACGCUGGACAUCAUCUCAAUGCCAUUCCACCCCAACACAGCCCUUCACGCCACAGAUACACACAUGGACUGUGAGCUCUAAUAUACACACACUCACACACAGUACAUCUGACUCCGCAUAUAUACAUGCACACAUGAAAACACAUGGACUCAUGCAGACUGCAGGGCAGUCUGUUUUUCAGAAAAUAUCAUGCCUAACCGUAACUGCUAAAAUAAUAAAUUCUGCCCACUUUUUAACUCUUCCCUGCACUGGAAGGCAGCACUGUAUUAAAGCCCCUUAGCGGCUGUUCAGACCGAACGUGUUUUUGCAUGGUUGACAUUUUUGUUUAUCUAUCUAUGCAAACAUGUGCUAGAUGGACGUUUUUGAACAUUGCGCCAUGUCUCGCUGAUAAGCGCCACGUUUUUAAAAUGCUGUCAAGUUAAAAGAACUUCACAUUUCAAGAUACAUGCUUUCUGUUUCAUUUGUUCCGCUGUGUCUAGGUUUUUAAAGCAAGAACACGUCCGGUCUGAACUGCCCCUUACACUUCUAUUUAUUGUUUUUUUUCCCCUCCACAAUUUUUCUGCGAUUAAUUCAGCUCCCAAUGCUUAACGUAAACUUUAAACUUUGUUUUGUGUAUAAUUUCUGCCUUAGGUGUGCUGUAUUAAGUUUUGUGUUUUAUAUACCUUUGAAAUUUAUACUCAGUAAGUAAAUUGCUUUUUAAAAAACUUAAAGAAUUUAAUUUUACUAUCUCCCAAAGACGCGCACUGAUGUAAGGCAUGUUCAACUUUUAAAAUAUAUCUGAUUGCAAUGAUUCAAUAUUGACAUACUGAAUUGUGAUUGGUCUUUCAAACAAACAGCGAGGACAGUUUAGAUGGGACGGUAGAUGGGAUGGGAGCUAAAUUACAAAAAUCUCUUUUUCCCUUUAUGUACAUAAAUAAUUUUUUGUUCUUUUCAUACCCUACAUUUAUUCAAUUAAACUUUUGAAACAGAUUCUUUUUUUGUUUCAGAUCGCAAAUACCAAGAACGAGAUUUUUUAAAGCUGACCUGUGUGAUUUCUCCUUUCAUCUGCUGAGCAGAAUGUGGUAGAGAGAGGAGCAAUGGGAGAAUGUGUGUUUAACAUGUGAGAAAUGAUUGCCUCCCUCAUAUUCCCAAAUCACUGCAGGAGUUCAGGUUAUGAGGAAGCAGAACUAUAAGUGUAAUAUCAGAUGAUGUAUCUUUAAAAAAAAACACACACACACACACAUUGCGGAAAUGAUAGCUUUGAGUUCAUAAUUUCUUCAAUUUAGAAAAUGGUAGGAUCUUAAUCUGCUCUAAUUACACAUUGUGAACUAACAAUAAACUUAAAAGGACUGCUGUUCAACGGCUGUCACACAAAACCACCAUCACGGCAAAUUAGUGUGAUGACGAUGCAAAAUUAAAAGCAAAACUCUAGACAGGUCAGUCUCAUUCCAAACUCUUCUGCAACCCAAGCAAACAUUAUCAGUUGAUCUCAUGAACAUUAACCCCAGCUGAUCCCUCUAAAAACAUAUGUAACUGAAGUUUAUCCACUAUAAACACAGUCUGAGUCUGUUAUCAAAGUGUUUGAGUGUGAUAAAAUAUCAGACAUUAGGUUGAUAGCAGGAUGAUUUGAAGGAAUGGUGAACAGUGACUGAAGUUAAACUAACAAAGAAAUAAACCAGAGAUAGAGGGCUAAGGACAAUAUUAAAGGUUUAGUCACUUGAUAAUAGCCAGUGGUGUCUCUACAUUAGGUGGCACUUUGGUGCAAAUUGCAUGGCAUUAAAUAAUUCAAUCAAUUAAUUAUAUGGAAUAAUAAAAAGAUUUCCCCACAAACUUGAUCAAAUAACGUGAAGUUGGAUUUUGUUACUAUUUGAGAGAAUCUCUUGAAAAUAUGUCCCGGUUGUAUUUCACCCAAAAAAAUAAUUCUUUAAGGACCCUUAAGAUAUUUUUGCAUUGUGACAUUUUCAUGAAAACUAAGCACGUACUUUUUGUGUAUGCACUCAGAGUCAGAGUGCUCCAUAUGUGAGCAACAUAUUGUACUAAAACCUUUACAUAAUAUGCCAUGGGUCAACAGAUGUUAAACUAGAGACAGUAUAAGACGGACCGUUCUUUGAAAAUUAAUGGGAGAAAUUGUAAUGCUCAAAAUGGCGGCAGUAGGAAAGGAGCCUAAGGAGCCCCUCCUUUCACCUAAAAGAGCCAAUUGCCUUAUUGGUAAAUUGGUCCUGAAUUGGCCUGGUCUUUGCAUUAGAAUGCGGACACACAUUUGCUGAACCAGCCUGAAAAAUACAGUUUUUAGGUUGAUUUGAGCUAAAGAAGUAACAGUUUUGGAAAAUUAAUUCUUUCUCCACUCAGGUAGAUAGGAGCAGUAGUUGCAUGACUAGUAAAUAACUACUGAUAACGUUGCCAAGAUGGCUGCCAAGUGCGUUAAUUUGUCUUUAAAGUACUUUGAUUAAUCUCCCUCACCAUGCUUUCAACUGAAAAUGAGUUUGUAAAUGGACAAGCAGAUUUCUACUGAAAAAUCCAUGACAAGUUUGCACAAAUGAACGACUGUCAUGCAAGUUCAAGUGGGCUUCAUUGGUGAGUCAGUCUGAUUCAGUUCUAAUGUGUUGUUGAUUGGCUGUAUUCAAAGCACACUGUUCAUUUAGUAAUUGUAGGAUACUGCUUUUAAAAUACUGCUGUUGAUUUGACUUGCACUUGACCAUAGUAGUGGCACAGUAUUCAGUACCUUUCAUUUGCUUGGUUUUGUUACUGUUCAUGCAAGUUGUGUGAGAUUAUAUGCACUCUUUUUUAUAGUUAUGUUUGAUAUGAAAUGACUAGGGAGGUUUGUACAUGCACUCAUGGUGGGUUAGGCAGUGUGUACUCGCACAAAUAAAUAUUUUUCAAAGCAAUAUGGGCUAAUACUCUCCAAUAGUUUCUAAGAAGUAUGUAAGCCAACAUACAUGCUUAAUUCUUCCAGUUGUCUGUAUGCCACUAUUUGGGAAAAUUACUUUUUUUAAGCCAUGGGCAUCCACUGGAAUGGCCCCCAGUGGCCCUUCAGUAAAUCACAGUGUUCCGAACAUUUUCUUUUGUUGUUGUUUUCUUUUUUUUUUUGCCUUAGAAAACUAACAUUUGCAUGACUCACAAUUUCCCACUUGUAGAUUUGAUAAACUGCACACUGAAAUGGGCUGCGAAGGUAAAGCAGUUGUAAGUCAUUUAUUUUAAGAGGAUAAUGAGAGGGAAAUUCUGCCGGUCCCUGAGACAGCGUAAAAAGAGAAAAAAUGUGUUCUACUAAAGGGAAAUCUAUAAGAUGUUUAAGAUACUGUCAGGCCUGAAGAAGUACACAUAGCAUAGAACAAAGGGAAGCACUGGAUCUGUUUGGACCAAAAGUCAUAUACUGUAACACUUAAGUGUUUUCCAUAUUUACAGUGGUGGUCCAUCAGAGGAGAAAAGGGAUAAAAUAAACCGCUAUUUAAUCAAUGUUUUACUAUUGCGCACAAUUUAGAUGCAUGUAAUGUAUAAAGUAUGCCAUAUUUUAAAGUAGUGUGUUUUUUAAUGUGUGGUAGCCUAAUUGGAAUCAGUGCAUGAAAGCAGGAGCAGCCUGACAGCCUAAAAUCUCCUCUGAUAUGGUUGACCAUUCAGAAUGACUAUGCAAAUGAUGCAAUGUAAUUUUUUUUUUUGUCAAAUAUGCAGCUCUUUCUGUAUAAAUAACCUGGCAAACCCUUUUCAAGGAAUGGUCUGGGUUCAAUCAAAAACAAAAAUCAUGGUUACUAUAAGGCACUUAGAACGGGGUCAGUCCAUACAUGCAAAAAUACACAUUAUUUCAGAAGUUUAGCCACAAGGCAUUAAAAUUAGAUGUGUAAGCAUGAUUUUUGUGUUAUAAAAUAGCUUUCAAACCUUAUCUGUGUAAAGUUAUAUUCAAUAUAACAACUUUGUUGUCAUUACAAUGAAACCCUGUAAUCCCGGUACUGGAUAUAACUACACAGACGAGGUUAGUAAACCAUUUUAUCAUACUAAAUCAUGUUAACCCAUAUAAUGUUCAUGUCUUGUUGACCUACUUUUGAAAUGCUGUGUAUUUGAAUGUUAAUUGGCUGGCCCCAUUCACUUCCAUUGUAAGUGCUUUACUGUAACCAUUUUUUUAAUAAACAAGGGGCGAAUCUAAAUGACUUUUUGUGGUUAUCAUUUUGUCACAAAUGCUGUUGAUUGAGCUUAACUUGUAUU
This is a messenger RNA of Myxocyprinus asiaticus (Chinese sucker), 5157 nucleotides long. RefSeq names its product coiled-coil domain-containing protein 3-like. The record is from RefSeq and is a predicted model, not a curated record. Gene Ontology annotation, biological process: negative regulation of gene expression. Gene Ontology annotation, cellular component: extracellular region. NCBI's taxonomy places the organism in Eukaryota, Metazoa, Chordata, Actinopteri, Cypriniformes, Catostomidae. The transcript is spliced from 3 exons. Bases 228 to 1058 code for a protein of 276 amino acids.